AUGGUUAAGCUUCAAGAAAUCGUCGACGAACAUUUCCAGGAGGGCCAGGUAGGGCCCGAGGAAGAUGACGCAGACUAUACAGACACUGAUUCCGAAAUCUCUGACGAGUCCGAGUACGAUCCCACCGACGAGACACUUGCUGAGCGCCUGUAUGCCUUGCGCGACAUCGUCCCCCCACAGACACGUGGGUACAUCUCAAACACAGUCGCUACGGCCGGCAACGCCGUAAAGUCAGUCCUUUCAUUUGGCGGCAAAUCGUUAUGGGUCAUCAGUAGCUCGGCGCUGUUGCUGGGUAUUCCGUGGGCGCUGGCUUGGGCUGAGGAACAGCAGGUGCUCGAGAUGGAAAAGGAGAUGAAAAUGCGCGAGAUGGGUGGAGAUCUUCUUACCGCCGGCACGGGUCAAGACGGCUCCUCGACAGCACAACAGGUUGGCGCAGCGCUUGGUGCGGAGACGAAAGCAGCUCUAUAA
Messenger RNA from Xylaria bambusicola, 468 nucleotides. RefSeq names its product mitochondrial outer membrane translocase complex, subunit Tom22. NCBI's taxonomy places the organism in Eukaryota, Fungi, Ascomycota, Sordariomycetes, Xylariales, Xylariaceae. Gene Ontology annotation, cellular component: mitochondrial outer membrane. Gene Ontology annotation, biological process: intracellular protein transport. The record is from RefSeq and is a predicted model, not a curated record. The transcript has 3 exons. Bases 1 to 468 code for a protein of 155 amino acids.